This is a messenger RNA of Daphnia pulicaria, 1357 nucleotides long. RefSeq names its product UDP-N-acetylglucosamine--dolichyl-phosphate N-acetylglucosaminephosphotransferase-like (gene Alg7). Gene Ontology annotation, biological process: protein N-linked glycosylation; dolichol-linked oligosaccharide biosynthetic process. Gene Ontology annotation, cellular component: membrane. The coding region runs from base 102 to 1304 and encodes 400 amino acids. Gene Ontology annotation, molecular function: UDP-N-acetylglucosamine-dolichyl-phosphate N-acetylglucosaminephosphotransferase activity. The transcript has 7 exons. Lineage: Eukaryota; Metazoa; Arthropoda; Branchiopoda; Diplostraca; Daphniidae. The record is from RefSeq and is a predicted model, not a curated record.
CAAAGGUUGUCAUGGUAACAAGGCAGUCGUCACCACAGGAUGUAGAAGAGAAGAGUUGAGUUUUUGAUAUUUUACAUUUGUUAAAAAAUUGAAUAUCGAAAAUGUGGGGAGUGUUGGUUGUUAAUAUCAUUUUGUCGAUUAUGGGGUACUCUGUAAUCCUAAACAUAGUACCCAAAUUCAAGGAUAUGUUUGUAAAAGCCCACCUUUCCGGUGUCGACUUGAACAAGAAAAACAAACCGGAAUUACCAGAAGCUACUGGAGUCAUUACUAGCUGCAUUUUUCUUAUUGUUAUGUUUAUAUUCAUUCCCUUCCCGUUCAGUAAACAUUUCUUUAACAAGGAAUGGGGAUUCCCUCAUCAAGAGUUUGUGCAGUUUAUGGCAGCAUUACUUUCAAUAUGCUGCAUGGUUUUACUGGGAUUCGCUGAUGAUGUAUUAAACUUGAAAUGGCGACACAAACUCUUACUUCCAACUGUGGCUUCACUGCCACUGUUGAUGGUUUAUUAUACAAACUUCAAUUCAACCACAAUUAUUAUCCCAAAACCACUCAGAUUUUUGCUUGGGCAUGAUUUGGAUUUGAGUGCCUUGUACUAUGUAUACAUGGGAAUGCUAGCGGUGUUCUGCACUAAUGCAAUUAACAUUUACGCUGGAGUCAAUGGUUUGGAAGUUGGACAGUCUGUAGUUAUAGCAGCUUCCCUUAUCCUAUUCAAUGUUAUUGAAUUGAAUGGAGACUGUUGGGCCAAUCAUUUGUUUUCACUUUAUUUCAUGAUCCCAUUCUUUUUUACUAGCUUUGCUCUAUAUCAUUUAAACAAGUAUCCAGCUCGUGUUUUUGUUGGUGACACAUUCUGCUAUUUUUCUGGAAUGACAGUAGCAGUAGUAGCCAUCCUUGGGCACUUUAGUAAAACUGCCUUGUUGUUCUUCAUUCCUCAGAUUGCCAACUUCAUUUUUUCUUUGCCCCAACUUUUCCAUAUUUUGCCUUGUCCUCGACAUCGGUUACCAAGGUUAAACCAGGACACUGGUUGUUUAGAUCCAAGUGUAUUUCCAUUUAAGGAGAAAUCACUGAAUUCUUUGGGUCGUCUAGUCUUAAAAGUAUACCAAAUGUUAGGCUUAAUUAAAGUGGAGCGUACAGACAAAGAUAAAGAACUGUCUACAGGAACGAACUGUACUUUAAUAAAUUUGGCGCUCAAGUUGGUGGGCCCAACACACGAGAAGAAUUUGGCCGCAUAUCUGUUAGCUUUACAAGUUGUUUGCAGUAUGUUGGCAUUCGUCAUAAGGUAUCCGUUGGCGAGUUUGUUCUACGAUUGCUGAAAUUUCUUAAAACGUUACUGAAUUCUUCCAAAAUACAUGGGAUCAGCGGAAAA